AUGCAUCGAAGCUCGUCGCCGUCCUCGUCGUCCCCGACGCCCACCUUCCCGCCGGGCUUUCGGUCGAGGCGAUCUCACGCCAAAUCUCGCAAUGGAUGCUUGACGUGCAAGCAACGAAGGAAGAAGUGCGACGAGAGGCGGCCGUGCUGUACGCUCUGCGAAACGAGUCUGAGGACGUGUGUGUAUGCAUCCGGUCAGCGAUCUCCUCACUCAGACGAUUCUGGCACGACGGCGGCGACGACGACGACGACGACGAGGUCAUCCCUCCCGUCUCCAGUCCCCUCGCCACCCAGGUCAUUCAUAAGCCUUUUCGCGCUUCAGCAACCGUCCAGAGAACUGCUCUCCAGAUCACCCGUGCCCGGCAGCGGUGGCACUUCUUCCGUCUUGAGCCAAGCCGGCGUCAGCACCGUCGACAAUGGUAGUGCCGCCGCCGGCUCCUACAAUCACCACCAUCUCCACCACCGGGUCACCGAUGCAGACCUGUACUUCCACUUCCUGCACCACACGUGCCGGACCGCCCCCAGCUGGCAAAAAGACCGGCUGGUGCUGCAGGUCGGCAUCGCCAAGCUGGCCCUGGACAACGAGCUGGCGUCGCACUCGGUGCUGGCGCUCGCCGCGGCCUGUCUGUGCUGCGACACCAUCGCCAGCGCCGGCGCCGACCCGGAGACGGUGCGCCACAUCCUCGACCGCGGCCUGGAGCACCACACGCGCGCGCUCCAGCAGAUGCGCACCAUGACCUCGCGCCCGCGCGAGGCCGACACCCAGCCCCUGCUCGUCAGCGCGCUUAUGCUGGUCCCCUUCGCCCUGGCCUUCCAGCAUAUCCAGCACUGGGUACUGUGCGCCAGGAAUGCGUCGACCACGACCACGACCACGACCGCCCCCGACCUACUGACCCCACGCGACAUGAUCCUUUUGCUGAGGGGGAUCCGGACGACCAUCGUCGCACUGAACUCGAAUCGGGUCGAGAGCGAGGCCUCCACGUCCGCGUCGCCGUGGGACACGAUGCAGUCAUCGUCAUCGACAGCCCAGGGCACCGACCCGAACGAGUUCCCGACCAUGGUCGCCCGGUCUCACGCCCAGUAUCCCAUCCUGGCCGCGACGUUCCAACAGGCCUCGUGGCAACUCCGGUGCCGGAUCGAGAACGCACGUGCCGUCAGCCCUCGGGGGGACGAGAACAUCGCCGCGGUAUUCGAGGCGUACGAGAUCCUGAACGACAUCAUGACCAGCACGUUCACGGACGACCCGAAGAGCGAGAUUCCGUUCGAAUACGCUUCCCAUUUCGUCGUCUCCCCCGACAGCCUCCUCGCCCAGGCGCCCGGCUGGCUGCAGAACUUCAUCCUGCAACGCCCGCGGCCCUCGCCCACGGAACCCUUGGCCCGCUCGUUCCUGGCCUUCUUCUCCAGCGCGCCCCAGACGUACGUCGACCAGCUGCUCCCGCUGCUCGAUCCUGUGGCGGAGCUGGAGGACGAGGACGAGCGCGAGCUCACGCCGGCCGAGGUCCUGGCCCUCGAUGUCUACGCGCACUGGCUAGUCCUGAUGCUGGUGUUGGAGAAGGAGGCGUGGUGGGUGGGCGAUUUCCCGUUCGUCGCGCUUCAGGGUUUGUUGGCGAGAUAUGGCCACGGGCUGGGCGGUGCUGGGGGGUCCUUCUACCAGCAUCACCACCACCAACGGCAGCACCAGCAGCAUCAGAACCAGGACCAGAAUCAGCAGUGGUGGCCGGCAGGGAUGCUCGACGUCGCGGCGGGAUUGAGGCAGUGGAAGUAG
Messenger RNA from Fonsecaea erecta, 1764 nucleotides. RefSeq lists its product as hypothetical. The record is from RefSeq and is a predicted model, not a curated record. Gene Ontology annotation, molecular function: zinc ion binding; DNA-binding transcription factor activity, RNA polymerase II-specific. The transcript has 3 exons. NCBI's taxonomy places the organism in Eukaryota, Fungi, Ascomycota, Eurotiomycetes, Chaetothyriales, Herpotrichiellaceae. Gene Ontology annotation, biological process: regulation of transcription by RNA polymerase II. Bases 1 to 1764 code for a protein of 587 amino acids.